Rhagoletis pomonella (apple maggot) is the source of this 2110-nucleotide messenger RNA. RefSeq names its product transcription factor btd. The record is from RefSeq and is a predicted model, not a curated record. Gene Ontology annotation, molecular function: DNA-binding transcription factor activity, RNA polymerase II-specific; RNA polymerase II cis-regulatory region sequence-specific DNA binding. Gene Ontology annotation, biological process: regulation of transcription by RNA polymerase II. NCBI's taxonomy places the organism in Eukaryota, Metazoa, Arthropoda, Insecta, Diptera, Tephritidae.
ACACAAAUAAAAAUAAUAAAAAAUGAAUGCGAACAAAAAAGCAUUACAACAAAAAAGUGACAUUUGCAAAAACACUUGAGUGAGUGCUUAACAACGGAACGUAAAAAACUGGCAAGGAUACCAACAAAGCGAAUUAAAAUAAGGAAAUUGACGCAAUUUUUUUUUUUUAAUAAAAUUCGAGAGCGUAAAUAAAUCCUCUAAAUAAGUAUCAGCAGCUUAAUGAAUGAUUACUCCAACUUGAAAAUUAAAAAAAAAAGUACCUAAGGUAUCAAAGAAAAAGCUUUAGCCACACUUAAAUACUUAAAAUUAAAUUACUCAAAUUAAUUACACAAAAUGAUUGAUGCUGCCUGCAAUUAUCUGAAUCCUUAUGCGUCCGCUUCGCUUGCCGCCGCCGCCGCCGGUAUGCCGCCCAUCAGCAGCAGUCAUCACCAUCACCAUCUCCAACAGCAGCAGCAGCACCACCACCACCACCACCAACAACAGGCCGUAGCAGCCACUUCAUUGAGUGCGGCUGCCGCCGCCGCCGCCGACGCUGCCACAGCAGCCGAUACCGGUACAUCAACGGCAACAAACUUUUCCGCAUUGACAAGCCAAGCAGGAAGCAACCACAGCGGCAGCCACAGUCAUACACAUCUCAGCGGUGGCUUCACCAGCAGCGCCAGCAAUUUUGCUUCGCUUUACGGCCAGAAAGGCUCAACAACAGCAACAGCAACAUCGUCGCCGGUUGCAUGUAGCGCACUCGCUAUGAAAAUGGAAAUGCAAUAUCCGCCACAAUCAUCGUCCACCGGCACGGCUUCGCCCAUCUCGAGUCAACAGUCGGGUCCCUCGUCGGCGUCCGUUUCACCAACCAGCAUAUUUCCAUCGCCCGCCCAGUCAUUUGCAUCGAUUUCCUCAAGUCCGCCUGCAUCGGCAACCUCAUCGUCGGUGUCGCCACUUUCCGGCUCACCGACCACCGCCCAGGCUGUUGUCAGCGCACAUGCCAGCGCAGCUGUUGCAGCAGCAGCAGCGGCCGCUGCGUCCACAACGGAUCUGGGCGCGGCAGCAGCAGCAAGUGCUGCCUACUCGUGGAAUACCUACUCGGCGGCAGCAGCAUUGCCAACACGCACACAGUUUCCUUAUGCACAAUAUGCCUCGGAUUACUACGGCAAUGUCGGCAUGUCUGCCUCGGCUGCAGCCGCCGGCGCUUGGUUCUCGCAUCAGGAUCGUCUUUACCAGCCGUGGUCAAGCCAGGCGUAUCCGAGUUUCAAUUUCGACGACAUCGCCUUCCAGACGCAGCUUCAGCGGCGCUCAGUACGCUGCACAUGCCCCAACUGCGCCAACGAGAUGUCCGGUCUGCCACCAAUUGUCGGUCCUGAUGAGCGCGGUCGCAAGCAACAUAUCUGCCAUAUACCCGGCUGUGAGCGCCUCUACGGCAAGGCGUCACAUUUGAAGACACAUUUGCGAUGGCACACUGGCGAGCGGCCGUUCUUGUGCCUGACGUGCGGCAAACGCUUUUCGCGCUCCGACGAACUGCAGCGCCACGGCCGCACGCAUACCAAUUAUCGUCCAUACGCGUGUCCGAUUUGCUCGAAAAAAUUCUCACGCAGCGAUCAUUUGAGUAAACACAAGAAGACUCAUUUCAAGGAUAAGAAGAGCAAGAAGGCGCUCGCAGCGGAAGCAAAGCAACAGGGGUCUGUUGUCAAGCAGGAGAAAACACAAGACGCACAACAGGAGAAGUCAGCCACGGAAAGGGCGGGUGGUCUCAAUAGUAAUAGUACAAAGUCCUCGGCAGCGGGUCAGACUAGCGCUGCGUCGGCUUCGAACCCCAACACACCCACUAACGCUACCGCGGUGUCUAAACCGAAUGCGCUGCCAGCAGCUUCCACAUCACGUCUCGCUGCGCCCACAUCAGCGGCAACACAACUUCAGUUGAAAACCGAACAGCCGGAUGCCACCAACGGCUAUAGCGCUUACUCGAAUUUGUACCAUCAGGGCUCAACGCUCUUCCAGCACACGCAUCCGUUAGCCAGCGCGGGCGUCUACGCGGGCGGCUUGCAGCAGCAUGCGCUAUCACAACAGCAACAACAACAGUCUGCGGCCGCCACCUCCUCCGCACCCUCAGCUUCCCCCC